AUGGAAGGAGGGGUGGAGCACGUGCAAGUGCGCUCGGACGAGAUCAACAACAAUAACGUGCAAACGGCCAGCACGUCGCCCUACCGCUACACCGACCUCUCCACCAACCUGCCCCUCGAACGACCCUCUGCCGUUCAACCUGGCGUGGCGCAGUGCGACAUGUGCUUUCAGCGGUUUGGUACGUUCUCGCUGCUCUACAAGCACCGGGCACGGCCCUGCUUCGAAGACGGCGUCACCCAGCCGCCCUUCCCGCACCCCGUCAAGAUCGCGUUUCACCGCGACCACCUCCUCUACAUCGGCGACAUCGUCCAUGCGCUCAACCUGCCGCUCCAGGACGAUGAGGAGCGCGAGGGGUGGGUGUGGGUGGUGGUCGACAGAUCGAUGUUCGAGAUCACCAUGCGCCGGUUCUACGUGGGCCAGGUCACUAAGUACAACCUCGAGCAGUGGUACCACCCGCUCGAUGCCAAGGCCACCGCCCAGGGCGCCCACCACAAAGGUACCAUGAGCGAGGAGAGGGAAACCUUCAAGGCGCAGAAUCCCGACGCGGGCAUGACCGACAUCCUCAAGCUCAUGGGCGAGGCCUGGAAAGACAUGCCACAAGCGCAGAGAGCGUUAUUACGCUAUGAAGCCAUGGCCGCAGCGGACAAGGCGAGGUACACCGCCGAGCUGGCCAGCUCUGGAGCCAACACCCAAUUAAAUGAGUGGAUGGAAUAA
This is a messenger RNA of Acanthamoeba castellanii str. Neff, 714 nucleotides long. Its product is annotated as HMG (high mobility group) box domain containing protein. The record is from RefSeq and is a predicted model, not a curated record. The transcript has 5 exons. Gene Ontology annotation, molecular function: DNA binding, bending. Lineage: Eukaryota; Discosea; Longamoebia; Acanthamoebidae. The coding region runs from base 1 to 714 and encodes 237 amino acids.